CAAACAAAUACUUUAAUAUCCAUGGAGAUCAACAACCCUAAUCCCUCAAAAAUGGAUAGGAAAUUCAUUGAGAGAAACAGGAGAAUUCAAAUGAAAGCUCUCUAUUCUAAGCUCAAUUCCCUCGUUCCACAUCACACCUCUAGGGAAGCAAUAUCACUGCCUGAUCAACUAGAUGAAGCUACAAAUUACAUAAAAAGUUUAAAGGCAAACUUGGAGAGGAUGAAGGAAAUGAAAGACGGAUUAAGGGGAUUAGUGGAAAGGGCAAAUACAAGUCGCAGCUAUGGGUCAAAAUCUCCUCAAAUCCAGAUUCAAGAAAUUGGUUCUUCUUUGGCGAUCGCCUUGAACACUGGCUUCAACAGUCAGUUCAUUUUCAAUGAAACCAUUCGUAUUGUUCAUGAAGAAAGAGUCGAGGUUGUGAAUGCCAAUUUCUCUGUUGUCGAUGAUGAUACUGUUUUCCACACUAUUCAUCUCACGAUUGGGGAGCCAUCGGCAGCUGCCAGGAUAUCUCAAAGAUUGAACAAGUUUGUCCACGAUGUUGAUGCAUCCAAUAAGUACUGAAAGGUACUGUCUUAAUGGGGUAAAUAAUCUGAAUCAUUGAUCUUAUAAACUACACCUAUUGUUAUGAAAUUAUAAAUGAUGUUUUCAAUUCCCCAUAUGAAAUCUUCUUGUUGUUUUAGGUUGGA
This is a messenger RNA of Gossypium raimondii (Peruvian cotton), 683 nucleotides long. RefSeq names its product transcription factor bHLH162. NCBI's taxonomy places the organism in Eukaryota, Viridiplantae, Streptophyta, Magnoliopsida, Malvales, Malvaceae. Gene Ontology annotation, molecular function: RNA polymerase II transcription regulatory region sequence-specific DNA binding; protein dimerization activity; DNA-binding transcription factor activity, RNA polymerase II-specific. The record is from RefSeq and is a predicted model, not a curated record. Gene Ontology annotation, cellular component: RNA polymerase II transcription regulator complex. The transcript has 3 exons. Gene Ontology annotation, biological process: regulation of transcription by RNA polymerase II. Bases 22 to 558 code for a protein of 178 amino acids.